AUGAGUGAUAAAGUUUAUUCGCGCCAAAAAGGUACAAAAGAAUUGCAUACAACGCGGCUUCGAAGCAACGUGUCGAAAAGACGACCGAAGAACAGAUUCGAGGUUGAAGGCGACGCGGAAGGCGUGAGUGCGUCUGCCAAGAAGUUGAGAACGAGUGAAGAUUUGGACGUAAAUUAUGAAUUCGGAAAAGAAUGGCGACUUUGUAAUCUGAAAAAAUCAUCGAAAAACCUCGGAGAAAAAGGAAAAUUAAAUGCCAAAUUAAUAGACGAGCUGACUAUUUAUUAUGGUUUGGCCAUUCGUCGGAACCCAACAUCCUUAGAUGACAUGAAAAAUGAAAUUUGGGCGACCUUAUUUCAUAAGUUAUCAACUGACGAAAAUCCGCAACACGAGAAGUGCUCGAAAUCUUGGUGCAAUUGGAAGAAGGCGCAAGAAGCAGACACCUUGGACACUUUCCGUCACAAGUCACCGCUUUCCGAGGAAGUUUACGAAGCCAUAAAACCUAUUUAUGAAGAUUUGAGUCGGGACGAGUUACUAAACCGUUGCCUGGGCGGUUACACGCAGAAUAGUAACGAAAGUUUUAAUGCGACAGUGUGGAAUUUGGCUCCUAAAUCGUACUCAAGCGGCAAGACAGUCCUAAAUGUAGCGGCGGAUAUCGCUACAUGCGUCUUUAAUGAUGGAAUGACUAGUAUUAUACACAUUAUGCAGCUUCUGGAAAUGGAAAUUGGCGUCCAAGCAUAUAAUUUUUGCAUCGAAUCCGACGCAAAACGAAUCAAGCACGCAGAGGCGCAAUUAUCAGAUGCGAAAACGAUAAGAUCACCGGUGAAAAUGGGGGAAGAAGGGGGGAUGAGGGAGUGA
Molecule: messenger RNA, 855 nt
Organism: Trachymyrmex cornetzi
Lineage: Eukaryota; Metazoa; Arthropoda; Insecta; Hymenoptera; Formicidae
Exons: 3
Coding region: 1-855 (284 amino acids)
Source: RefSeq, a predicted model, not a curated record